AUGCAUCGAUCUCAUUAUAUUGAACUACGUCUUCUUUUAACUUGUUUUUACAUCUAUCUUAAUUGUCAAACUAUUCUACAUGUUAAACUAGUUAUUUUUCAUAACUCAUUGUUAUCAUCACCUUUUACACAUCCGUAUACAUAUAUUCAUAUUCGAGCUAUCAUCGGUGGUUGUGUUUCAUUAGUCUAUCGUUGUCUUCUUCUCUAUGCAAUAUGGCGUAAAAUGGCUGAUCUACUUUUAAUUUCAAUUAUUUUUUUGACAGCUCUUACAUGUCUUCGAAUAAUAUUCGAUUUUUAUGGUUAUUUUUCAGGUUAUAUUAAACAAUCAUUAUAUUAUCCUUUUGAUUCUUUUGAUAAAAAAUCAAUGGCAGAAGAAAUUAUUGAUUUAAUUUUUGCAUUAAUACAAAAUUCUUUUGGAUUAAUAUUAAGUAUUUAUAUGUUGGAUGGUAUUAUGAAUGAUAGCAGAGCAAGAAGAACAAUGAGAGAAUUGAAUCGUCAAUCAAUUCAAUCGGAACAAUAUUAA
This is a messenger RNA of Rotaria sp. Silwood2, 522 nucleotides long. The record is from the annotation of a GenBank genome assembly. Lineage: Eukaryota; Metazoa; Rotifera; Eurotatoria; Philodinida; Philodinidae.